Punctularia strigosozonata HHB-11173 SS5 is the source of this 4529-nucleotide messenger RNA. Its product is annotated as enolase. The transcript is spliced from 13 exons. Gene Ontology annotation, molecular function: magnesium ion binding; phosphopyruvate hydratase activity. Gene Ontology annotation, biological process: glycolytic process. The record is from RefSeq and is a predicted model, not a curated record. Bases 202 to 1533 code for a protein of 443 amino acids. Lineage: Eukaryota; Fungi; Basidiomycota; Agaricomycetes; Corticiales; Punctulariaceae. Gene Ontology annotation, cellular component: phosphopyruvate hydratase complex.
GGAGCCUCUCACUGCCGCCUCCAAGAUCUGGGCGUUGAAGCACGGGCGGGAUGAACUGUAGCGAGGAAUAGCGCCAGUGCCGCGCCAUGGCUCGCCAACUACCGGCCUUAGAGAUAAUCGGCGUGGGAACUGUCUACUGGGUAUUUGGAUGGAUUGCGGCUGCAGUAUCGGUCUGACCAUCGUCCCCUCUCAACAUCCGCCAUGUCCAUCUCCAAAAUUCACGCUCGCCAGAUCUUCGACUCCCGUGGUAACCCCACCGUUGAGGUUGACCUCUACACCUCGAAGGGACGCUUCCGCGGUUCGGUCCCAUCGGGUGCUUCGACCGGUGUUCACGAGGCUGUUGAGCUCCGUGACGGCGACAAGAGCGCGUACGUCGGCAAGGGCGUCUCUAAGGCCGUUUCCAACGUGAACGACAUCAUUGCCCCGGCGCUCAUCAAGUCCGGUCUUUCCGUUCUACAGCAGAAGGAGAUCGACGACUUUCUGAUUAAACUCGACGGCACCCCCAAUAAGGGCAAGCUCGGCGCGAACGCCAUCCUUGGCGUCUCAAUCGUCGUUGCUGAGGCCGCCGCCGCCGAGAAGGGUGUCCCGCUGUACCAGCACCUCGCCGAUCUUGCGGGCGUCAAGCCGCCGUUCACCCUCCCGACCCCUGCUUUCAAUGUCAUCAACGGUGGAAGCCACGCCGGCAACAAGCUCGCCUUCCAGGAGUUCAUGCUUCUCCCCACCGGUGCCAGCAGCUUCACUGAGGCAAUGAAGAUUGGCACUGAGACCUACCACACCCUCAAGAAGGUCAUUACUGCAAAGUACGGCAUUGAUGCUGCCAACGUUGGUGACGAGGGUGGAUUCGCUCCCAACGUCAGCGGUGCUGAGGAGUCCCUUGAGCUUCUCUCUGAGGCCAUCAAGAAGGCUGGCUACGAGGGCAAAAUCAAGAUCGCUCUCGACGUCGCCUCGUCCGAGUUCUACAAGGACGGCAAGUACGACCUCGACUUCAAGAACCCCAACUCGGAUGCUAGCAAGUGGAUCACCGGCAAGGAGCUCGCCAACCUCUACCUCAGCUACAUCGAGAAGUACCCGAUCGUCUCGAUCGAGGACCCCUUCGACCAGGAUGAUUGGGAGGCGUGGUCGCACUUCACCGCCAACUCGAGCAUUCAGAUCGUCGGCGACGAUUUGACCGUCACCAACGUGCUCCGCAUUAAGACCGCCAUCGAGAAGAAGGCGUGCAAUGGUCUGCUGCUCAAGAUCAACCAGAUCGGCACGAUCUCCGAGUCGAUCCAGGCUGCACAGCUCGCGCAGAGCGACGGCUGGGGUGUCAUGGUCUCUCACCGCUCUGGUGAGACCGAGAACACCGUCAUCGCUGACCUCGUCGUCGCUCUUGGUGUCGGCCAGAUCAAGACCGGCGCCCCCGCCCGCAGCGAGCGCGUCGCCAAGUACAACGCGCUCCUACGCAUUGAGGAGGAGCUUGGCAGCUCUGCCAAGUACGCCGGCGAGUCUGGCUUUUCCGCUGGUCUCACCCCUCCUGCUAUCCUCAAGAAAUAAGUCCUCGGAAUGGACGAACGAAGAAGGAACGGAGAAGUCGAUCAAAACCUAUAGACUGUGCUUUUACAAUGUAGCUCGUGUUCGCUGUAUCCAUUCAAAUGUGCCAACGAUGUCUGCGCCGGAUGUGGAUUUCCGAGGGUGGCAGUGCCUUUUGGCAGGUGCGAGUCUGUGCGACAGCGAGAAAUCUCUGCGAACUUGCUCAGUUAUCACAUGCCGGCCAUGGCGUUACCGGUGUUUGUCAUUGAGCAUGCAACAUGCACCUCGUCAGACGCCUCUGCUCAGGACCGGACUUGUUCAUUACAACGACCAACGUUCGAUAUCAUAAACCCAUCGUUGCGCCCGGGAUACGCCUCUUCUCCCGCACCCCCACCGUCAACAUGAUUAAAACACCCCUCACUGAACUGCUCAACAUACAGGUUCCUGUAGUGCAGGGAGGAAUGCAAUGGGUCGGCGUACCGCGGCUCGCUGCAGCAGUAUCCGAAGCAGGAGGCCUCGGCAUACUCACGGCAUUGACCCAACCCAGCCCCGAAGCUUUGCGCACGGCCAUUCGUGAAACGCGCAAGAUGACGUCCAAACCCUUUGGGGUGAAUAUCACACUGCUUCCGACGAUCAACCCGCCAGAUUAUGCUGGGUACGCGAAGGCGGCGGUUGAAGAAGGUGUCAAGAUAUUUGAGACAGCAGGGAACAACCCCAAGCAGCUCAUCUCCUACCUCAAAGGUCAAGGUUGCAUCAUUCUACACAAGUGCACGACGAUACGACACGCUAAGGCGAGAUCACCAUUCUGAAAUCAGAUGUAUCCGCAAUUCUGAAAGUCGUAUAGUCUGCGCAGCGUAUGGGCGUGGACGUGAUCAGCAUGGAUGGAUUUGAAUGUGCCGGUCAUCCGGGAGAAGAGGAUAUCGGAGGUUUAGUCUUGCUUGCUCGGUCGGCCAACGAGUUGGAAAUUCCGUACAUCGCGUCCGGUGGCUUCGCGGACGGGCGGGGUCUAGCAGCUGCUCUGGCGCUUGGUGCCGCAGGUGUUAACAUGGGGACGCGCUUUAUGUGCACAGUCGAAUCACCGAUCCACGACAAUAUCAAGCAGACGAUCGUUCGCGCCACCGAACAGGACACGAUCCACAUCUUCCGGACAUUGCACAACACCGCUCGAGUGUUCAAGAACAAAGUCGCGCUGGAGGUCGUCAGGAUAGAGAACGAAGGGCGCAAGAAGGAAGGCGGAGCAAAAUUCGAGGAAGUCCGGGACCUCGUCAGCGGGGCGAGAGGUCGUAUGGUCUACGAGAAGGGCGAUCCCGACCUCGGCAUCUGGAGCGCGGGUGUCGUCGUUGGGCUGAUCAAGGAUGUACCCACCUGCAAGGAUUUAUUGGCCAGGAUCGAAUCGGACGCGGAGCGUGUAAUCGACGGACUGGCUCGGUUGAAGAGCGGUCCCUCACAGGAGAAAGCGAAAUUAUAGGCUGGGGGCGAAAAUGCAUUGGGUUAUCGACAUACGACUAGGGACAAUCUAUGUACAAGUACUUCUGAACCACGGGUAUUACGCAUAUCUACAAUAGUACAAGGUGAACAACAACAACGCAGCGCAAUGGAGUCGUCAGCGAGAGUUCCGGCAUCGUGAUCGUUCGUAAUCCAUAAUACACGCAGAUCAUGCUUUCGGGCAGGAUGAAAAGAAAAGGGGUAAAACUCGGCGGACGCUCAUACCGCGGUCUUGAACCUAGGUCCUAGCACCUCCACAAGCGCGUCUUCGUGCGUCGCCGUGAAGCGAUGGCAAUUGACCACCCUCACUUCCUCGAGCAUAGAUACUUCACGAGCCCCGGAUGAGCAACCUAAGAUAAAAUCGUCUCUGGCGCGAAGGGCGGCGACGAUAGCUUCGCCAGAGAGGCGUUGGCAGCCUGAGAGAUCGAGGGUGGAUAAGUUGGGUAGUCGAAGGCGGAUUGGACCUCUGCUCGCGCUCGAAGGAGUGUCGACGCCCAUGCCAUCGAGAGGCUCGUCGUCCAUAUCGUCGUCGUCGACAUCGUCAUCUAUGCCCUCUUGAAGAAGCUCAGGCGCGACAUAUCGGGGUCGACAAGGCCGGAGCAGAUCGAUGACCUUGUCUGACAUGUCGGACGCGACGAUCCGGAACAUGCGGAGGGAGUGCAGGCGGUCAAAGCACCACUCGAAGUCUUUGGUACGCAUGUCCGCAUAGUCCAUCUGUAGCACUUCAAGCGGGGGAUUGCAUCGCUGUAUGAGGUUACGAAGGCCCAUGCCCGUCGCGUGGUCGCUCCACGGAGACUGGGAAAAGUCGUGUGCCUCGUCGUCGCUGUCACCGUCUUCACCGAGGUUGUUCACGUGCUGCAGUUCAAUUUCGACAUUAAGGUGUUCCAGCUCGAGCUCGACGAGGUUGGGACAGUCGAUAUGAGACAGGAGGGCGCGGGUAGAACAGGUAUUCCUAAUGAAGAGCAACUGCAGCCGCGGAAGGAAGGCUACUGGCAUAGGGUCCGGACUGUCAUCUGGUAGCGGUUCGUGCGUCCAACCGAUGAAGCUAAAUUCCUCCAAUUCGGGCAAAGCUUGGAGGAAUUGCAAGACAUUGCGCGGGGAGAUCGGAACUCCGAUCUGGGUGUCACUGAUGUCGAGCGUCGUGAAGCGCAUGGGAGUGAGCAAGUUGACAUCGGGAAGGAUGGAGACGGCGAGCGACAUGGAGAGGUGGUUAUCCUGCGAAUAGGAGAUGAAUUGUGGGAAUGCGUGUGCGGGCGCAGGUGUGUCGUCCUCCCAAGCGAGUUCCCCUAGUGAGUGUAUCGACAUCUCGAGGCGUUCUAAACCUGCGAUGGGUGCCCUCUUCAUGAACGGCACACGCAAGUCGCGCCGCGAUAUGGUGCAACUCCGCCAUCUGUCGACUUGCUGCAGGCAGCACGAAAGGAACGGAAGGAUGUUAUCCAUGUUCUCGAGGGUGAUGUCCACGUCGAAGGGCAACGGAUGGGAUCGCGUGAUCCAGGUUUCGGUCUGGGCACGGAGAGCGGGCAGGGGGUGGGCAC